AUGCACGACGCACAGGCCUCACACGAUCCCCCACCUGCCCCACCACCCGCCGACGCCUUCCAGCCUGACCUCCCGCCUCAUGAAUACCCUCCGCCUGACGAGCCUCCACCAUCCUAUCAUGACGCCAUUGGGAUGACCGGUGCGCCACCAGGCUACGGCACCUUCCGACCAUAUAGCGAGGAAUCCUCCAUAGCAAGCAGCGAAGUCGAGUCCACCCACCGCGCACUUCCUGAAUGGUUUGGACAGGCCUUGGUCGUAUUCAUCUUCAUAUGCCUCAUAUAUGGCUUCUGGGAGUUCAUCAAUACUCCUGACACUUGA
Alternaria burnsii is the source of this 318-nucleotide messenger RNA. RefSeq lists its product as uncharacterized. Bases 1 to 318 code for a protein of 105 amino acids. The record is from RefSeq and is a predicted model, not a curated record. The transcript has 2 exons. NCBI's taxonomy places the organism in Eukaryota, Fungi, Ascomycota, Dothideomycetes, Pleosporales, Pleosporaceae.